Molecule: messenger RNA, 411 nt
Organism: Hemisphaericaspora subhashii
Lineage: Eukaryota; Fungi; Ascomycota; Pichiomycetes; Serinales; Debaryomycetaceae
Product: RNA-binding signal recognition particle subunit
Exons: 1
Coding region: 1-411 (136 amino acids)
Biological process (GO): SRP-dependent cotranslational protein targeting to membrane
Cellular component (GO): signal recognition particle, endoplasmic reticulum targeting
Molecular function (GO): 7S RNA binding; endoplasmic reticulum signal sequence receptor activity
Source: RefSeq, a predicted model, not a curated record
AUGACACGAUUAGGCAAUUCUGAAUUCUUAAAAGAAAUAACUAAAGUUUUAUCUAAAAACAACGGGAAAAAUUCCAUAUAUUUAACUCAAAAAAGAUUAUCAUCAGCAUUACCUUUAGAACCAGUAUCCAAUUCAAAACCAACUGAUUUACCUUCAAAUGUAAUUGAAACUAAAGGAGAGGAUGACAUUCCUGUUAAUACUUCAACAUAUCCUGUGCUAAUUAGAAUAAGCUUAAAUUCUAAAGAUAAUAGAAAAGAUAAAAAAGAUAAAAUAAAAUUCUCUACCGUGAUUGAAUCAAAUAAUUUAGAUGUUUUCUGGUAUAAUUAUAUUCAAAUUAUAAAAGCUGGUUUUAUUGGAUUAAAGAAAAGGGAAAAGAAAAAGAGUAAGAAAAGUCAUAAGGUUUCAAAAUAA